Molecule: messenger RNA, 759 nt
Organism: Symbiodinium sp. CCMP2592
Lineage: Eukaryota; Dinophyceae; Suessiales; Symbiodiniaceae
Source: the annotation of a GenBank genome assembly
AUGCCGUCGACGCCACGAGGCACUGCAGGUGCAGUGCCAUCCACGCCACGAGGUGCAGUGCCCUCGACUCCAAGAGGCCGGACAGCUCCAUCAGGUUCAUCCAGAGGCGGUAAUGCUGCCCUCGCAGCGCUCCCUGCGCCUGGGCCCAUGACCCGAAAGACCUUUGCUCCCGCAGUGCCAGGACUCACGAGCCCGGAGGUUCAGCCACCGGUGAGGUGUGGCUGCAAGACCUGCGACAAGUUCGUGCAGCGCUGGUAUAUCCACAACAAGUUCGGCUGCUUCGUUGCUCGCUGUGAUCGCAUUUUCCCCCACGGCGCCAAGACAAGGGCCAGCUACCACUUCUGGUAUUCUCUGAAUGGCAAAGACUGGAGAGCGACGACCAGCUUAACCUUUGAGAUGCGGAAGCUGAUGAGGAAAGAGCCUGUCAAGCAGAAUCCCCGGCAGGCGAGGAAGUUUGGCCUUGCGCGAACUCGAACCCGAACCCUCAAAGUGCUCGACGUUCCGCUCGCAGAGAUCGCGGAGGACAUAAAGAUCACAAAGCGAGAUCGCCUGGAGCUAGCAACGAAUUUGAUGAAAGACUUCUGGGAGGCUGCAGGAUCCACGAUCGAGAAGUAUCUCUCGGAGCAUGGAAGGAAGCCGAAAAAGUGGAAGAAAAACGUUGCCCGCCUCCGGACGGAGAUGAAGAGUCGCCUGCAAGAGCAGGUCAAGAAGAAGGGGCUCCUCUAUCCCAAGCUGCUGAAGCAUGAGGAAUCGGCGUGA